CCUUACAUAUUUACAAAUAUCGAAACCGUUGAAUAUUAUACAUUAAUGAGUUAAAAAAAUCAGCAAAAACAGUGUGUGAGAUAAUAAGUUAAUACGUAUUAAGUUAUAUAUAAAAUAUGUACCUGGUUUUCUGGUACACACAAAACACUUUACCAAAUGAUUGUACUACGUUAUUAAUUUACUUAGUGAUUGAUGGUUCAUUCUAAUAUCAAUUAAUAUGUAACAAAUAAGUAACAAUAUGUUCAAACACGUACAAAACCUUGUAAAGAGUGGUUGUAUAAUUUAAUUGUGCUGCAUUGUUUUCUCACCAACAAUAAUUUUGUUGUUAACGAAACCAUGGAGAAUAACGUCCAUAAUGUGGUGGACUCUUUAAAGCCAUUACUUAUAAUUGAGAAUCUAUUCGGAAUAUUUCGAUUUAGUUACGCAAAUGCGGUAUUGGCAGCACCAACACGAGUUACGAAGAUUUACACUAUCUGUGUGAUUUUUAUUACAAUAAUUUCCUAUACAUAUCAGAUGGUAGAGUUGACCCAAACAUUAUUUACAUUUAAUGGAGUGAAAUUAGAAUUUAUAAGCGCGUCACCCUCUAUAUUUAUGAUAGGUCAGUUCAUUACAUCUUUGAUUGCUUCAUUUCUAUUUUCAAAAAAAAAUAUUAUACUUAUAAAAACCAUAUCUGAGAUUGAUUCCCUAUUGGGUAUUAAUGAAGUGUUUUAUUCUAAUUUUAAACGCAAAAUUAUCAUUAAAAUCUGUACGCUUGCAGUUUCUUUUAGCUUAAGUAUAACAUACGAACUUUACGUCAAUCAAGACAGUUCAGUUAUGAUCUUGUGCAUGGCCGUCGUUUCAUUGGCGCAGAAAUUACAGGUGGUAUUUUUCUGCAAUUACAUCAAUAUGAUAACGGAGAGAAUCAAUGUAUUGAAUAAUCAUUUGCGAAAUUUCACCCCAAACGAAAACGGCAUAGUCAUAAAGAAGACUUCACAAUUGUAUUACAUUGGUUGUAAAGUUGAAAAUAUGUCAAUAAAAUCAUUAUCCAUCGCUUACAGUUUGAUGGGGGUUGUAAUGGUAACGACCAACAAAAUUUUCCAAAUCAACAUUUUCCAAGCGCUGAUUUCAAUAUUUUUUUACAUAAUAAUAGCUAUAUGGACAUAUAUUUAUUACUAUCGAAUGUUAAAGGAUUCGACAUUUUUCGUUAGUAACCUAAUUUGGUGUAUUGGCGAGUUAUUUUUUCUUGCCCUCAUAUGCUACGUAUGCGAAAGAGUUGUUACUAAACGAAAUGAGACUAAGGCUUUUGUAAAUGAAAUUAUAAUGAAUUACAACUUCUCUGACGAAACUAGGGGCCAAGCUAAAACAUUACUUGAAGUAGUGAAAACUUGGCGAUUGAAUAUUAUUGCCUAUGGAAUGUUUGAAAUGAACAUUACACUCCUAUUGAAGUUUGUUAGUGUUGCCACUACUUAUUUAAUAUUUCUUUGCCAAUUGUCACAUUUUGUUUAGCAUUUUAUAUCUUUGCAAAAGAUUGCCUUUGUCAAUAGUAAGUAGUCUGACUAAAAUUUCUGCUGCUUGUUAUUACUACUGAGUGCUACUACAUGUACUAGUUAUGUAUUACUAAGGCUAAUAUUAUUAUGGACAACUUGUAUUAGUAACAUAUUAUUCGUAUAUACAUGUGUGUGUAUUAUAUAAUAGAAGAACAUUGUGGCUUGAAAUUGGUAAUUAAAUUAUUGGACCAUA
Molecule: messenger RNA, 1719 nt
Organism: Pieris rapae (cabbage white)
Lineage: Eukaryota; Metazoa; Arthropoda; Insecta; Lepidoptera; Pieridae
Exons: 1
Coding region: 337-1485 (382 amino acids)
Biological process (GO): sensory perception of taste
Cellular component (GO): membrane; dendrite; axon
Source: RefSeq, a predicted model, not a curated record